GCUCCGGGCGGCGGCAUGAAGGGAGGCGGCGCAGAUUCCUGGAGGUCUGACCUGUGCAGCACCAUGGACUCAUCAGAAGAAACUGGAGGCUCCUCUGCAGAAGAGAACUACUUUGUGAACUAUACUUUCACCGACCGCUCCCACUCAGGCCGUGUGGCCCAGGGCAUUAUGAAACUGUGCUUGGAGGAUGAGCUCUUUGCUGAUGUUACAAUCUCAGUAGAAGGCAAAGAAUUCCAGCUGCACCGCUUGGUCCUCUCAGCUCAGAGCUGCUUUUUCCGGUCUAUGUUCACUUCCAAUCUAAAGGAGGCCCACAACCGGGUGAUUGAGCUGCAGGAUGUGAGUGAGAGUGUCUUUCAACUCCUUGUGGACUACAUUUACCACGGGACUGUAAAGCUGAGGGCAGAGGAGUUGCAGGAAACUUAUGAAGUGGCAGACAUGUACCAGCUGACUGCCCUGUUUGAAGAGUGCUCCCGUUUUCUGGCCCGUACGGUGCAGGUUAGGAACUGUCUGCAGGUCAUGUGGUUGGCAGAUCAGCACAGUGACAUGGAGCUCUACGCAGCUGCCAAACACUGUGCAAAGUCACAUUUGUCUCAACUGCAAGACACAGAGGAGUUCCUACAUCUGCCUCUCCGCCUACUGACAGACAUCCUUACAGAUGGCGUCCCAUGCUCUCAGAAUCCAGCAGUUGCCAUAGAAACCUGGAUCAACUUCAACAAGGAGGAGCGAGUGGGCUUUUCAGAGACGCUGCGGUCGAGCCUGAAGGUGGUUGGAGAAAAUGUUCACAUCUACCUGAUUGGAAAAGAGUCAUCACGUACCCAUUCACUCGCUGUCUCCCUGCAUUGUGCUGAUGAUGACUCCAUAAGUGUGAGCGGCCAGAACAGCCUGUGCCACCAGAUCACCGCAGCCUGCAAGCACGGUAGUGACCUGUAUGUCGUUGGUGGCUCUAUUCCACGACGCAUGUGGAAGUGCAACAAUGCAACUAUAGACUGGGAAUGGUGUGCCCCUCUGCCCCGGGACCGGCUCCAGCACACCCUUGUGUCUGUGCCAAGCAAGGAUGCAAUAUAUUCGCUGGGGGGGAAAACUCUGCAGGACACACUCUCUAAUGCUGUCAUCUAUUACAGAGUACGAGACAAUGUCUGGACAGAGACCAGCCAGUUGGAAGUGGCAGUGUCUGGAGCUGCAGGUGUAAACCUUAAUGGUGUCAUUUACCUACUGGGUGGGGAGGAAAAUGACUUGGAUUUCUUCACCAAGCCCUCCCGGCUAAUUCAGUGCUAUGACACCAACACGGAGAAGUGCCAUGUGAAGCCGUACGUGCUGCCUUUUGCGGGGCGCAUGCAUGCUGCUGUGCACAAGGAUGUGGUGUUCAUCGUGGCUGAGGGGGACUCGCUGCUGUGCUACAAUCCCCUGCUGGAUAGCUUCACCCGCCUGUGCCUGCCAGAUGCCUGGAGCUCAGUGCCCUCCCUCUGGAAAAUUGCUAGCUGCAAUGGCAGCAUCUACGUCUUUCGUGACCGCUACAAAAAGGGUGAUGCAAACACUUUUAAACUUAACCCCGCCACCUCUGUUGUAACAGUCACAAGUGGCAUCAAAGUGCUGCUCACUAAUCUGCAGUUUGUCCUGGCCUAA
Messenger RNA from Indicator indicator, 1623 nucleotides. It is a transcript of the gene KBTBD4, whose product is annotated as kelch repeat and BTB domain containing 4. The transcript is spliced from 4 exons. The coding region runs from base 16 to 1623 and encodes 535 amino acids. The record is from RefSeq and is a predicted model, not a curated record. Lineage: Eukaryota; Metazoa; Chordata; Aves; Piciformes; Indicatoridae. Gene Ontology annotation, molecular function: protein binding.